This is a messenger RNA of Pseudophryne corroboree (corroboree frog), 2199 nucleotides long. Its product is annotated as oocyte zinc finger protein XlCOF7.1-like. The coding region runs from base 210 to 2054 and encodes 614 amino acids. Gene Ontology annotation, cellular component: nucleus. Gene Ontology annotation, molecular function: DNA-binding transcription factor activity, RNA polymerase II-specific; RNA polymerase II cis-regulatory region sequence-specific DNA binding. The record is from RefSeq and is a predicted model, not a curated record. Gene Ontology annotation, biological process: regulation of transcription by RNA polymerase II. The transcript has 10 exons. NCBI's taxonomy places the organism in Eukaryota, Metazoa, Chordata, Amphibia, Anura, Myobatrachidae.
CGGGUGAUUGGGUUUUCUGGGUGACGCACAGCCCCGCAGGUGUCCCUGUAUGUUCCUACCAGCUGUCUCAGCAUGGAACAGUGUCCCCCAUCUCUGCUCGGCCCACAGCCCCUUGCCCCAGGCACUGCCCGGCCUCACCCAAAUGCCCCUCUCACCCAUUGUCUCCCAUACUAGUUUUUCAAGGCACCCUGACAUGCCAGAUGUGAAGGAUGUCCAUGUUUGAGCACAGACUCCGCCACUGGGUCAUGCCUUCUUACAAGGAUCAGAGUUGCAUUUCUGAGUUUUUACAUCACUCCCUGGUGAUGAACAAGGACAGAAUCACGGAGACGGGCCGGAUACUGAAUCUGACGCUGGAGAUUAUAUUCCUGCUGACUGGAGAGGAUUUUGUGCUAACAAAGAGGGAGAAAGACCCAGCCACAGGGAGCGAUAAUUCCUGUCUGUCAGACCAGAGUCCCAUCACAGAGCCUCCAUCUUACUCCCUGGCAAACGAGGAAACUACUGACAAGAAGACCCUGGAACUGGACAAGGCAGCCCUCCCUGCGGCGGAAAAGGUUCCGGUGAGGUGUGAGGAUGUUGCGGUUUUCUUCUCCGUGGAGGAGUGGGAGUAUCUGAAGGGACAUAAGGAACACUACAAGGAUGUGAUCAUGGAAAGCCACCAGCCUCCUGCUUCUGCCGACUGUGACAGUGUCAGCUCCGAGAGGACCACAGAGGAUGAGAGACUGCUGGGGCCCAGUCAUCCUCAGGGGCCUGUACUGGAUAAUGUCAGCCAUGAUCCCUUAGCAGGUGGGUGCAGCUCUAGAAAUCCAGCAGACCCCUGUGAGACCCCUCUGUACUCUCCGGGCUGUAUAGAGGAAGAGAACAGGACUGUGACACAGGAAUAUCAGGAUGAGCCGGGACACGUGAUGUAUCACCGGCAGUGUAAGGAAGAGGCCGUUCCUGCUGAGAUCAGCCCAGGUGGGUGCAGCUCUAGAACUCCGGCAGACCCCUGUGAGACCCCUCUGUACUCUCCGGGCUGUAUAGAGGAAGAGAACAGGACUGUGACACAGGAAUAUCAGGAUGAGCCGGGACACGUGAUACAUCACCGGCAGUGUAAGGAAGAGGCCGUUCCUGCUGAGAUCAGCCCAGGUGUGUUGGCCAGUUGGAAAGUCCAAGGAGAUUCCCCUCACUCGCUUCUUCCUGUCCAAGGUCAUCAAACGAAUGUCCCUACUCCAGAUUUUCCUCUAGGGAUUAUUCUGAGCGAAAACUCCGCCAAGGACAGCUCGAGGAGGGCUCAUGCCGUUCCGGACAAGGCUCCGGCCUUAAAAAGACCAAUACAUGUCACUGAUCUAGUUAAGAAACAGCGCAAAGUCGAUCAUUCGUCAGUUAAUUUUAUUGGCCAUGGCGAUGGGAAUCAGAACAAGGAGCAGACCACAGAUAGGAUGGUCUAUAAGUGCAGAAGGACCUAUUACAGCGAGAUAGAUCCGGCCGCUCACCAGAGAACGAACAGUGACGAAAGAAGGUAUCUCUGUGGUGAGUGUCCACUGAGUUUCACAGACAUCUCGGUCCUGGAGGCACAUCAGUGGAAUUUCCAUAGACAAGAACUUGGGGCGAUUAGUGCCCCGCAGAGACCUGCCCCAGAAGAUAGACCGUUUUCUUGUUCUGAGUGUGGUAGAUCUUUCACUAAGAAGUCAACGCUCGUCAAACACCAGAGGAUUCACACAGGAGCAUUUGCCUGUCCCGACUGCGGGAAAUGUCUGUCGGAUAAAACCGGCCUCAUUUUGCAUCGGAGAACUCACACCGGGGAAAAGCCAUUUGCCUGCUCGGAGUGCGGGCGACGUUUUACCCAGAUGUGCCACCUUGUCACCCAUCAGAGUGUACACACGAGAGAAAAGCCCUUUGCCUGCACAGAGUGCGGCAAAUGUUUUUCCAUCAGAUCAGUCCUUAUCGCACACCAGGCCAUCCACGCCCGACAUAAGACAUUCCGCUGCCCAGAGUGUGGAAAGUCGUUUACACAGAAAGCCGACCUCGCCACCCAUUGGAGGGUCCACUCAAAGGAGCCCGGUUCCACAUCAUGAGAGCCGAGCAAAGCUUAUGCCUCUGGUGCAAGUUUGGGUGUGAUCUUCAGACACUUUCGUAGUUUAUAGCCAAAAAAUUGGUGAAAAAUUUAUCUUAUGAAAACUCUCAAAAAGCAGUUCUGGUAAUAAAAAUACCUUACAUUUC